CUGGAUGUUGGAGGACUGAGAGGAGGAGGACUAGCUGUUGCAGUAACAACAUCCUGGAUAUUGGAGCCUGGCGGCGCACACGGCUACAGAGAUAAAGGAGGAACCAAGACGUUAGGGAGGCGGUGGUGCGUGGUGGUAAUCGCAAAUGCCUUAGUGUAUAGAAGCACAGACAUGAACGUGAACUUGGCAGCUUUCAGGCAUUAAUUAACUGUGGAUUUAUGGUCUAUGGCGCCGAUUGAUCCCGAGGCACCGACAAGGUGAUGCAGCAGCGGCAAGACGGGAUCGGUCCGCUACACGGCUGCCAGCUGAAUGCCUUUACUGAGAGGAAACGGCGCAGAAUACGUCCAGCGCAGGCCGGCGUGAUCUUUCAUUAAAACAGGACAGUAUGUAGAGAGGAUCAGCCAGCAGCUGCUAUACCCCCGUGUUUACUUUCAUUAUUGUAUCGGCUCUCAAUAUCGCUCUCCGGCUCGGGAAUCACUGCCACGGCAUCAAGCGGAUCAGGCCUGGGCUGAAACACCGUGCGCACUUAGCGAUAUUUACCGUGGAAAGCGCGUAAUGUGACGCGAACUUCUAUCGUUAACGAGCAUAACAAAAGCACCUAGUGCUAUAUCAUUGUGUUUACUAUCCGCUCGUCCAGUUUUCUUUAUGUUUACUAGGGUUGCGAUACAGUUUUCUCUUCUUCUUAUCAAACUGCUUUCCCCCAUCGACAACAUAUUUUUGUAUCGCUAGUUUAAGAUAAAUAACACGCCUAACGGAGGUGAGGGUGGACUCGCCAUUUACCGUGAAGAUAACGACUCGACCCAACCCGCCUUGACACAGAGAAGCGAGGAUCAUGGAUCGGAAUUAUAAAAAGACCCUCACGAGCAAGUGGAAUCAGUUGUGAUCUAGUGGACAACUCCAUUUCCAAAAGAUAAGCAGACAUUCGCAGUCAAGCUCUCAUUACCGCAAUGAGAUAAUAGUGUGGCUUACACAAAAACAACCUUGACGCUUAUCCCACCAUAUUCCAGUUCAUCGUCAAAAUAUGACCACGCCGGCUCUAUUGCCACUAUCGGGACGUAGGAUACCUACCCUCUCGCCAGGUGCCUCCUCAUUCCCCCAUCACAGAGCCACCUUGCGGCUCUCAGAGAAAUUCAUCCUCCUCCUCAUCCUCAGUGCCUUCAUCACCUUGUGCUUCGGAGCGUUUUUCUUCCUCCCGGACAAUUCCAAACACAAGCGCUUUGACUUUGGUUUGGAGGACGUAUUGAUACCGCACAUCGAGUCGGAGAAGGAGGCCAGGCACAGCAGCAGACAGGUCAUACAUGGCGUGGGAGCUCAUGACGAGCAUCGACACAGGGAGGAAGAGGAGAGCCUUCGUGACAAGAUCCGGGCAGAUCAUGAGCGGGCACUGCAGGAAGCCAAGGAAAAGCUCCGUAAAUCCAAAGAGGAGCUGAAGGCAGAGAUCCAGACAGAGAAGACCAAGGUAGUCGAGGACCUGAAGAAGAAAGAUGGACCCAAACCACUGCCUCUAGUACCUAUGCCCAAACUAGUAGGGGUCAAAGAUGGUGACCCAGGGGACCCUGACACCAAGGAAAAAAGAGACAAAAUCAGAGAGAUGAUGAAACAUGCAUGGGACAGCUACAGGCAAUACGGCUGGGGCCACAACGAGCUCAAACCCAUCGCCAAGAAAGGACAUUCCACCAAUAUCUUCGGUAAUUCCCAGAUGGGGGCCACUAUAGUAGACGCCCUGGAUACCCUUUACAUAAUGGGCCUCCACGAUGAGUUUAAGGAUGGCCAGGAGUGGAUCAAGCAAAACUUGGAUUUCAGUGUGAAUGCAGAAGUAUCUGUCUUUGAGGUCAACAUCCGCUUCAUUGGAGGGCUUCUGGCUGCAUACUACCUCUCCGGACAAGAGGUUUUUAAGGUGAAGGCUGUCCAGCUGGCAGAAAAGCUGCUUCCUGCCUUCAACACCCCAACAGGCAUCCCUUGGGCCAUGGUCAAUUUGAAGAGUGGAGUGGGGCGUAACUGGGGCUGGGCGUCAGCUGGGAGCAGUAUUCUGGCUGAGUUCGGGACGCUGCACAUGGAGUUUGUGCACCUGACGUAUCUGACUGGAAACCCUGCCUACUAUCAGAAGGUGAUGCACAUACGGAAGCUGCUGGCUAAGAUGGACCGACCCAAUGGGCUUUACCCCAACUACCUGAACCCACGCACUGGACGCUGGGGCCAGCAUCACACCUCAGUAGGUGGGUUGGGUGAUAGUUUCUAUGAGUACCUGCUGAAGGCCUGGCUGAUGUCUGAUAAAACGGACACAGAGGCACGCAAGACGUACGAUGAUGCCAUCGAGGCUAUUGAGCGCCACCUCAUCCGUAAGUCCAAUGGUGGCCUUACUUUCAUCGGGGAGUGGAAAAACGGCCACUUGGAGCGUAAGAUGGGUCACCUGACUUGCUUUGCUGGGGGCAUGUUUGCCCUGGGGGCUGAUGGGUCGCCAGAUGAUAAAGCUGGACACUAUCUGCAGCUCGGAGCAGAGAUUGCACACACCUGCCAUGAAAGCUACGAUCGCACUGUGCUGAAGCUUGGCCCAGAAGCCUUUAAGUUCGACAGUGGGCUGGAAGCAGUGGCUGUGAGACAGAAUGAGAAAUACUAUAUCCUGAGGCCUGAGGUCAUCGAGACAUACUGGUACAUGUGGAGAUUUACCCACGACCCCAAAUACAGGCAGUGGGGUUGGGAAGCAGUGCAGGCUAUAGAUAAAUACUGCAGAGUAAGCGGAGGAUUCUCUGGUGUUAAAGACGUCUACUCCUCCAACCCCACCUAUGAUGACGUCCAGCAAAGCUUCUUCCUGGCGGAAACCCUCAAGUAUCUCUAUCUACUUUUCUCCAGCGAUGAGCUGCUGCCUCUUGAGAACUGGGUGUUCAACACGGAGGCCCAUCCUCUGCCCGUCCUGCACCUGGGCAACAUCACCCUGCCUGGCAGCGAGACCCAGCGGUAGAGCGGACUCACCGGGGGGGCGCUCUCCCCCUCGCUCGCCCCUUUUCUAAACAUCUCCCUCCUUGUGAAAGACAGCAGCUGCCAGUGCAAAGGAGAGGAGAGAACUAUACCAACCAACCCCUUUCUCCUCCUGGACCGUGAAUCAUGGGACUGCAGUGAACGGAGGGGACUGGAACAGACCCAUCUCUCUUUAUCUAUGUCUCUCUCAUAUAUUCUCUGAAGGACAGACUGCCGGAUUGAUCAUGUGUCUCUCUCUCUUGUGGCCGCUGGUCUGACAUGUCCAUACACACUGUACAUGCAUUGGCAGACUAAAAGACCCUCUGAAAUGGAUGUGUGUUUCUAACUGGGGAAGGAUUUUAACAAGUGAAUUUGUUCUUUUUCCCCCCACUCUCUCUAUAAUUCGGUGGCAUUUCAUAUCAUCAGCUCAGUACUAAAUCAAAAUGAUGGAUAAAUGUUUUUUUUUUGGACCAGACUGCCUUCAGAGCCUUUCACUCUCUGAGCUGGGCUUCUGGAGAUGGCAGAUGUUGGAUGUGACCUCCUGUGAAAUCUUUCUCCAGCUGAGGCUGAAUUUAGGCCAG
Carassius carassius (crucian carp) is the source of this 3536-nucleotide messenger RNA. RefSeq names its product mannosyl-oligosaccharide 1,2-alpha-mannosidase IB-like. The transcript has 14 exons. Gene Ontology annotation, biological process: N-glycan processing; carbohydrate metabolic process. The coding region runs from base 1022 to 2959 and encodes 645 amino acids. Gene Ontology annotation, cellular component: endoplasmic reticulum; extracellular exosome; Golgi membrane. The record is from RefSeq and is a predicted model, not a curated record. Gene Ontology annotation, molecular function: mannosyl-oligosaccharide 1,2-alpha-mannosidase activity; calcium ion binding. Lineage: Eukaryota; Metazoa; Chordata; Actinopteri; Cypriniformes; Cyprinidae.